UUUGGCUUAUUGUUAGUCCGUUUUCACGCGACGUCGUGACUCCUCUGGUCAUACCACCAAAGAUUCUGCGACGGCACGGAAAUUAGAGAUUGCGUAGUUCCUUCAGCUCUUUCAAAGUAGUUUGGAGUAUGUAUUUUCAGGGCUAUUGAAGCUGACAUUCAAGCUUUUUUGGCAGUUUCAGCUGAGGACAGGCGCCUUUCAUAGCCAGGGUGGGGCCCAACGCUCUUGGAGUGGUAGAACCUUGAGCCGUAGUUUGCCACCUCACUUGGGUACAUCGGGCCUCUGACCGAAAGUCGUUCUGGGUUUCAGCUAAACAUAGGGCACGAGAUCCGAAGUCCAUCGGCAGCUGAAAGCUUUUAAGACGUUCAUUUGCUGCCUAAUCAUACCUCGGAAUUCAUUCACUUGAAUAGGGCGACUUGUCAAUUGAAACAACCGUUGAUGCUAAACAAAAUGACGACCAAUAUUAUCAAGAAUUAUAAAAUUGCCAGCAUCCCCGCAGAUGGCAUUGGACCGGAAGUUGUGAAUGUCACAAUUGAUGUGCUCAAGUCAUUGCAACAAUCUUUGAAGACCUUUGAACUGGAAUUCACUGAGCUUGACUGGGGCACCGCGCGAUACAAACAAACAGGGGAAUAUAUGCCCAAGGAUGGGCUCGACAUUCUGAGGAAGUUUGAUGCUGGCAUUUUCGGUGCCGUUGGCGCGCCAGAUGUUCUCGACCACAUCUCGUUGUGGAACCUCCUUCUGGCAAUUCGCGGGCCCAUGCAGCUAUACGCCAAUGUUCGGCCUGUCAAGACUUUUCCCAACGUGCCCUCUCCAUUAAGUCAUGCGAAACAGGGCGAUAUCGAUUGGGUUUUAGUUCGAGAGAAUAGUGAGGGGGAAUACUGUGGCCAAGGCGGGCGCACUCAUCGUGGACAGCCCUGGGAAGCAGCAACAGAGCUGGCGAUCUUCACCCGUGUGGGAAUUGAACGUAUCAUGCGUUUCGCCUUUGAGACUGCGCGCAGUCGUCCACGCAAGUUACUGACCGUGGUCACCAAAAGCAAUGCCAUGCGCAAUGGCAUGGUGCUCUGGGACGAGAUCGCUGCCGAGGUCGCGAAGGAUUACCCGGACGUGGCGUGUGAUAAAGUACUCGUUGAUGCCAUGACUGUCAGGAUGGUAGUGAAUCCCAAAUCUUUGGACACUAUUGUUGGAACCAACUUGCACAUGGACAUCAUGUCUGACCUGGCCGCUGCCCUUGGUGGGUCGAUUGGUAUCGCCGCUUCUAGUAACCUCGACCCAACCCGUCAAAAUCCGUCCCUUUUCGAACCAGUCCACGGCAGCGCUUUCGACAUCACGGGGAAGGGAAUCGCUAACCCGGUAGCCACUCUUUGGUGUGCUUCUGAGAUGCUAAACUGGCUUGGUGAGACCGAGGCUGCUCGGAUCUUGCUUCAAGCUGUUGAGGAGACAUGCAGUCAAGGCAUUUGCACGCCAGACCUUGGCGGAAAAGCGAACACUAAGGAAGUUGCUGCCGCAGUUGCAGCCCAGAUAAAGAAAAUUGCAGGUGUAUCAUAGUAACAUUGGACAAUUUCUCUGCAUUUUUGGAUGUUUAUUUUACCCUGAGAGGCUGCAUGAUACCUCCAGUACUUCAAGUCGAUCAAAGGAUUCUAGAUUACAGAAAUGAUUUACAUUGACAUA
Molecule: messenger RNA, 1668 nt
Organism: Aspergillus calidoustus
Lineage: Eukaryota; Fungi; Ascomycota; Eurotiomycetes; Eurotiales; Aspergillaceae
Source: the annotation of a GenBank genome assembly